This is a messenger RNA of Dothidotthia symphoricarpi CBS 119687, 2094 nucleotides long. RefSeq lists its product as uncharacterized. Bases 1 to 2094 code for a protein of 697 amino acids. The transcript has 3 exons. The record is from RefSeq and is a predicted model, not a curated record. Lineage: Eukaryota; Fungi; Ascomycota; Dothideomycetes; Pleosporales; Dothidotthiaceae. Gene Ontology annotation, cellular component: nucleus.
AUGUCUACUUACGCAAGAAAUCAACAUUUUGUGUGUGACGCCGAAGCCACAAGAUCGAAUCAGGCUCCGAUUUACCCAGUCAUUGCACAGCCUUCAUCCGCCCCGCAAUACACGGAUGCGCCCGCGCGUCUAACCCAUGAGCCUUCGAGUGCAGGGACGAGCCACAUCCCUAGCUUAAAAUCCGAGUCACGCGGUACAGGCGACCACCAACCCGAUUCUUCAUUUAUUGAUGCAAGAUCUCGUCAUCCCGCUACUCAUGCAUUUACUGAAACGGAGACAACCGGCUACGUUACGCCCAAGCAAGGCAUUGCUGGAUCUACGAUCUCCCUUCAACUUCGGACGAAUUACGACCUUGCUGCAGAUCGAAACACAUUUAUCCUCAUGUUCGGCUCCAAGAAGUGCGUUGCUGCACUAGAGAAGGUGGAAUAUGAUGAUGAGUGGUACAACUACGUCCUCAACGUGGAGGUCCCUCCAUUUCCCUUGACGAACUCAUGGGAUCCAACCAUGAUGCUGAAAUUGCAAGUUCAGGACAGGAACGGAAACAUACGACAAUCCGACGCCGGAAAUUUCACCUUCACCGACAUGUCGCCAAAUCUGGCCUACCAAUCCUCGCCUGAAUUCGCUCGGAAACGAAAGUACUCGACCGAGUAUGGCGAUUCCCAAGACUACUCGGAGAACACGGAUGCAAAGAGAGUCAACUCACUUCACUUCGACGCGAAGCGGCGCUCGAUGUCCAGGGCAUACUCAGGAGCACAGGUAUCGCCGUUACCAGCCCAGUCUUCGUCGUCUGUUAGAUAUGCACAUGCUGAUGGGUAUGGCUUAUCCAAGCAGACAAACUAUGCUUCUCAGUUGUUGCAGAAGGGCCUGUAUGCGAUACCCUCGGAUCCAAGUAUGACUCAAGGCGAGUUCAAGACCCCACAGAUGUCGCCAGGACUCCAGUCCUACACCCAAUACAAUCCUCUUUCGCAUACAGGUCGAGGCUCAGCCCCUAUUGCCGCUAUGCCAUCGAUCAUGCCUUCCCCGGCCGUACUCCAAACACCCAUCCUAGUUCGAGCUACCGCAUUGCCACAGGCAGGCAGCGCUUCCUCUAGCCAAGCGUUCAAUCCGUAUUCCUUAUAUCAAACUAAGGCUGUCCUAAGAAUCGAGGGCGAUCUCGGUAUCAUGAGUGAGGGUUGGACGCAAGGAGAGCUGGACGCAAAACGGCGGCUUGUUCGUUUCGAGAGAUCGCAGAAUGGCAGUACAAUAGAGACCUCAUUCUCUGCUGUCACUCCAGAAACUCUGGUCUCAGGCACCAUCUGCGUCAGCUGUAUCUGGUGGGAAGAUAAGAACGAGUGCUUUAUCACGAGCGUCGACGCAAUCUACCUUCUGGAAAAGCUAGUGAACGUCCGCUUCACUGUCGAGGAGAAAAAUCGAAUUCGACGCAAUUUGGAAGGGUUUCGCCCUCUCACUGUGUCAAAGGCCAAGUCUGAUAGCGAAGGAUUCUUCAAGACGAUUAUGGGAUUCCCGAAGCCGAAACCGCGCAAUAUUGAGAAGGACGUCAAGGUGUUCCCUUGGAAGAUACUUGCGCAUGCGCUCAAGAAAAUCAUUGGAAAAUACUCUGCGAGCUACUCUUCGACUGCUGGCAUUGGGUCUCUCCCUAUUGCAUCAACGUCUAGUUAUGUCCCCAACAGCAUCUCACAGGCUGCAGGAGCUGCCCAUCGAAACGCCUCAUCGCGAUCGGGUUCUGGUUCGAUCACCUCGAAUUCGUACACACCAAACAUGACUUCAACAAGUCUGUCUCCUCAUCUGAAGGUAUCAGCGGGUCUCGAGGGAUCAGCAGGGCAUGGCAUGCCGGUCCCACCCAGGACACCCACAGGACAAAGCAUGACUCACUGGGGAACUGCUCCACCCCAAAUGUCACAAUACCCGACAGUACUUGCUCAAGCAGAACGUGGGUCCUGGGACUACGGAUACCUUCAUGGUCCCACGACUACAAGAGUACCGAACGUCACUCAAUCGCUGCAGAUGCAACAAUCAGAUGUCAAGCCCGUCAUGCGACAACUAUCGGUCGACAAUUCCUACCAACAAUACGGACAGCUUACGACGAGGGUGUAA